GUUAGUCCCUGAUGUUCGAUUUCGGUAACACCACCUGUUUAGUGGGGGUAAUAACAAAAAAGUAAACGAUGGUACCCGUGCCACCACAUUUCGGACGUAAAGUGUAUAGCGAGCGACAAAUAUUGAGAUGACGAUUGACGCGGACAUUAUCCACGGCAUAACCGCGCGUUCACGCGCUGGCGGAGCAUCCGGCGGGUACCAGGAUGCUGGGGGUCUACCUUGGCAAACGGGUGCAGGAGAACCGGAGCGUGACGCGUUCGGGCAGCCGGUGGGGUCGGACCGAAAGGUGACUCAGGCGCGUGUGAAGGCAUGGUUACGCGAGCGGAAUCUCGAGCGACUGUUCAAGCCGCUGCAGAAACACCGCUUCGACGACUUCGACACGCUCCAGUACCUGGAUGACGCUUAUUUACGCGAGAUGGGCGUUGUUGCCGGAGAUCGUGUGCGGCUGCUAAAAGCACUCGCGGAUUUUUUUCCAAACAAGGCGCAGGGUUACAUGAUGCAGCGGGGCUCGCCGGCAGGUGCCGACCAAGGCUUCUAUAAUCCAGACGCACGUAGUACCGGCGUCAGUGAUCCUCGCAGCGGUAGAUUUUAUCCACCACCCUACAACAUGAGCAGCAAUCCGACGCCAGCUCCAGCUGUUCACAACGAUUUGAAUUUUGCGCCACAGCAGCUGCAGCUCUCUCUGUCGCACCAACAGCUACGUGAUUACACUGGAACAAAUCCAGAAAAUUUAUUUGCGGUAACCAUACCCGCCGCCAACGCGGAAAAUAAGGAGAGUGCGGAGGAGAAAAGCGAUGCGCAGCCGCUCUCGUCACAAGCAGAACUCCCUCCCACAACUGAAGCUGCACUGAGUGCACCACCGCCGGCUGUUUCCAAGAAUGUGCAAAUAGUCUUGGGCAAAGAUGAGGACGAAGAGAAAAAGGGUCCAUAUGACCACGGCGACCAGCCAGCUUCGGUGUCAAAAAGGCCUCCGCCUGCCUCCGCCACUGCCAACAAGAUUCCGCGCCUGCCCGGGCCUAACCGGCCGCAGCUGCGGCGCAGCCGACGCUACGAAAACCUUGACGACGUUGAGUUCAACAUGGGAACUGAGGCGGCGGAGCGUCGCAAGGAGUACGCCAAGAAGGUGAUUGGUGCGAGCAUUUUCUUGGAGGGUCUGCUCAUCGCGCUUCGGGCCACCAUGUGGUGGGCGCAAUGCCUGGUGUACGUGCCGCUCUUCAUCGCGAACCUGUACGGGCUCCAGUGGAAAAAACGGGUUGAUGUCUUUUCGGCGUUGCGCGGGCUCCGGCUCGUGGAAAAGCAGCAGGCCGGCUACUUGGGCGCGGAUGUGUACAAGACCUCUGUUGCCGAGUGCGAAACCCUCGAGCAGGGACGAAAACUGCAGCGAGGCGCCAUGUUGCUGCUGUCGCAGGCGGUCGUCCUGACGGCGGUAUGGGUGUUUGGUCUGAUGAUCUUCGCGAACGUCUUCAUCCUGGCGGAUUCCAGAAAGGACGUCACUUUGGAGACGGUGACCGAGAGCCUCUUCAAGGACGACGAAAGCUUCAACUGGUUUGCGAUCGCCAUUUUGAUCAUUUUAGCGGUCUUCAGUGCGUUCUACUUGCUCGUGUUCGUCGCGCAGUUUCGCAACGAGUACCGCAAUGGUUUGAUAAAGAAGGCGCGCGUGGAAGAGCUUCGCACGAAAGUUGCGAACCUGGAGAAACUAGGCGUACGCGUUAAGGAAGGGUACACCCCUUCUGUCGCUGCGGCCGAGGGCGGAAAAAAGGACGGCAACAUCAGCGCAGAGCAGGGACAGGCGCAAGAAGCAGGUGAAGCAGAAAAAUAUCGAAAAGCGGUCGAUGUAGCGGCCGCUGGGUCAGCAAGGGGAGACGGAAACAUUAAACUUAAGCCGCUUUUCGACCUAAGCCGCCCAUUGGACGAGCAGUCGCUCGUUGGGAAGCUGGAUGUCACGGUGCGAAGUUCGAAGCAGAACUUGUGGGACCAGAUCGGGCAGGUUGGUGCGGUGGUGAAGUUUCUCAAGGGUGGCGCCUGA
Messenger RNA from Amoebophrya sp. A120, 2026 nucleotides. NCBI's taxonomy places the organism in Eukaryota, Dinophyceae, Syndiniales, Amoebophryaceae. The record is from the annotation of a GenBank genome assembly.